Papilio xuthus (Asian swallowtail) is the source of this 1245-nucleotide messenger RNA. RefSeq names its product homeobox protein onecut (gene onecut). Gene Ontology annotation, cellular component: nucleus. Gene Ontology annotation, molecular function: DNA-binding transcription factor activity, RNA polymerase II-specific; RNA polymerase II cis-regulatory region sequence-specific DNA binding. The record is from RefSeq and is a predicted model, not a curated record. Gene Ontology annotation, biological process: regulation of transcription by RNA polymerase II. The coding region runs from base 1 to 1089 and encodes 362 amino acids. The transcript has 4 exons. NCBI's taxonomy places the organism in Eukaryota, Metazoa, Arthropoda, Insecta, Lepidoptera, Papilionidae.
AUGGAUGAGACGAGGAUGCGGGAGCGCGCGCCACUCACCGUGAUCGUGGCCCCGAGCCAUGCGUCGCCGCCACGGCUCUCGCCCGACCUGCUGCCCGACGGCGAUGCCGCCUUCCACCCGCUGGCGGCAGUCAACGGCCGCCUUACACCGCCGGGCCUCGAGCCGGCCUCCUACGCCACGCUCACGCCGUUGCUGCCCUUACCCCCUAUUAGUACAGUCUCCGAUAAGUUUGCCUAUCACGCUGGUGGCACCUUCACGGUCAUCCAGCACCAGCAAUCGUAUUCCUCGCUCUCCCCAAAUGCGUACAAUGAGCCGCUAUCCCCUCAGUCAGCGUACAGUAGGCGGAGCGUGUCACCCGGCUCGUACGAGCGAAGGUCGCCAACGCCGCCACUCCCGAGCCCCGGCCUCGACCUCAACGCGGCGCUGUUGGCGAGAGAGGAGCAAGCACAGCAGCAAGUACAAGUCCACGACACAGAGGAGAUUAACACUAAGGAGCUCGCACAGAGGAUAAGUGGGGAGUUGAAGCGGUACUCGAUUCCUCAAGCAAUCUUCGCGCAGAGGGUACUUUGCAGAUCGCAGGGGACUCUCAGCGACCUGCUGAGGAACCCCAAGCCCUGGUCCAAGCUAAAAUCAGGGCGGGAGACAUUCAGGCGAAUGUGGAAGUGGCUGCAGGAGCCGGAGUUCCAGCGGAUGUCGGCGCUGCGGCUCGCAGCGGCCCAGAUUCCUCAGAGAGGCAGCUGCAAGCGCAAGGAGGAAAUGGCUUCGGAUACCAUGCCUUCCCCGAAGAAGCCGCGUUUGGUUUUCACAGACCUCCAGCGGCGUACUCUACAGGCUAUUUUUAAGGAAACAAAGAGGCCGUCAAAAGAAAUGCAAGUAACGAUAGCGCGGCAACUUGGCUUAGAGCCGACGACAGUCGGAAAUUUCUUCAUGAACGCGCGUCGACGUUCUAUGGACAAAUGGAAAGAUGAUGACGCGCCAUCUACCGAGUUGGACCAGCAAUGCGAGAGUCAUGAUUUAGACCACGUGCCUAGUCUUGAUUCUGCUGACUCUGAGGAGGACCACGACGAUCCCGACGACCAUCUCUUGUGACGCCGUAUACCCCAGCACCAUUUAUUGGUGCUUUGAAGGAAGUAAACAAAGAGUUGUAUUUUCCUAAUGCUGGCUAGUAGAAAAAUGUUGGGAUUUUGAUAAAAUUAACAAUAUUAAAAAUAUUUUAAAAUACACACCUACUAAAGAUACAUAGAA